Cataglyphis hispanica is the source of this 2845-nucleotide messenger RNA. Its product is annotated as Krueppel-like factor 13. Lineage: Eukaryota; Metazoa; Arthropoda; Insecta; Hymenoptera; Formicidae. Gene Ontology annotation, biological process: regulation of transcription by RNA polymerase II. Gene Ontology annotation, molecular function: DNA-binding transcription factor activity, RNA polymerase II-specific; RNA polymerase II cis-regulatory region sequence-specific DNA binding. Bases 225 to 1370 code for a protein of 381 amino acids. The record is from RefSeq and is a predicted model, not a curated record. The transcript has 3 exons.
GUUCCCGAGCCAGCGCCGACCUGAGAAAGCUUCAUUGCGCCGCGAGACGCCCGACCGUUACGUACCACUGGUGGACCUGUUCGUUCCACUUUUGCCAAAGAGGGCUCGACGCUCCAUAUAAGCUCUUUCAUUUUUUUUCCUGCAACUUUUCGAGCGGUGUGUUGUUUUCUUUUUUUUUCUUCCCUCUUUCUCUCGGGUUACCCUCGUCUCCUGCUCGCGCGGACAUGGAUACAAAUCAACCUCUCUCGCCGCCGGCCUCGCCCCAGCUGAAACACAUGGAACCGCUACAGUUGUCGUUCAGUGUCGCGGCCCUGCUGGGGGAGAAAUUAUCAGAUCAUCAGAAAUCCGGACGGAAGGACGAGGAGGAUGCGGGUUCCCACCCCGCGUUGCCACCCACCCCUCAACCCUCUGACUCGGAGGAGGACGAGCCGCCCCGAAAGCGGCGAUGUGUCCAGCAAUGCGAGUUGGCGAAGUUAUUGCUAGACGGUACGCCACCGCCAAGCCCAGAGUCGGCCCGAGUUUCGGUAAUAAUGCGCGCCAAUCGGGACGGUACCUGCAGUCCGGCGAAUCUCGCGGGGAGUUCGGUGACCAGUAGCCGACCAGUAUUGCGUGACUCGGUCGCGCGACAGUUACCCAGUCCGCGAGCGAACGCGCGAGCGAGCGUGACGGAACCGGUGCAAGACGUGCUUCGCAGUUUGAAAUUCAAGAUGAGCUUGCGUAAGGAAGAGAUCAUCGUGAACAGUAAGAAUACUGAUCGUGAGAGCUGUCAGCAGCAGCAGCAGCUACCAAGAUUACAACCCCUGGCACCUAAACCCGCGCCUAUCGUGGUAGCGGGUCUGUUGGGCUCUCCUCUAGUUUUACCGCGGACACCUCUUCUGUUGGUCGCCAGCGCGGCGCCAACCACGGCCACUGCGACAACCACGACGAUGAGCACGAGCGCGGUGGAAACACGUCGUCGCGUUUACGAGUGCGAGCAUCCAGGCUGCGGCAAGAAUUACUUCAAAUCAUCUCACCUGAAGGCUCAUACGCGCACUCACACGGGCGAACGACCGUUCCCGUGUCCCUACGAGGAUUGCAGCCGUCGCUUCUCUCGCAGCGACGAGCUGUCGCGGCACAAGCGUACGCACACCGGUGAGAAGAAGUUCGCCUGCGCCGUUUGUCAGAGGCGAUUCAUGAGAAGCGACCAUUUGGCGAAGCAUGUGAAGCGCCACGCCAGGGAUAAAACCUCAUCAUCGUCAUCUUCUAACGGUCAGAUCUCUACUUCUCAGGUGACCUCGACACCUCUGAGAGUGAGUCUAUUACCGGUGCUGGCGCCACGAUUAACAUCGCGAACAGUUCAGCAGUUUGUAUCACCUCAGCUGGCAGCUUGAAGGAUGCACUCGCGGCUAUUUGAAGUCAUUUGAAAAUUAUAUUCUAUGAUUUUUCACGAUCUUUAUGCGUCUUUAGGAUCCUGGAUGACUUCCAGUGUGAAAGACGAAGACAAAGAAUUUCUUUAAGCACUAUAAUAAUAAUGAAGACUGGAAUGAUCCAUUAAAUUGUGGAUAAGUGUUGAAGACAAUAAUUAAAGCUUCCAAUAUAUGGAUGUUUUAAUUAGAGUACAAAAUUGUACUCAGGAGAUGAUAGAUGAAGACUGUCUUUUUCUGAUCAGAAGCAGUAUCAAUUGGAAGCAUGAAUAUAACUCAGGGAUUGAUCUAUUGGCAUAAUCUGGUCAAUUGGAAAGGUGUUUCUUAUGAAGAUGUGUAUUGAAGAAGAUUUUGACGUUUCAAGAUUAUUGAACAUGAGCGGAAUAAAUGUUUAUUGAGCAGGAAAGCGAGCAUGAAGAGCGAAGUAGAGAGUCGUACUUAAAAGCAAAGGCACGAGCUGGCGAUAGAUCAUCAUAUGCAGAGGACUUUGUUAUCGCAAACCGAGUACCUAAGUGUAUCUGUGAUCUGUAACGCGUGAAGACUAGUAUCGUUUAGUUGACAGAUUUACAAUCUCAAAAAUCAUUCAUGGACAGUCAGGCUCAUAUUCGCACGUAUAUUCAGCGUUAAAUGCAGCCACACUGUAUGCUCUUCGAAAUUGGAACAGUAUGAAAUGUAAUUGUCGUAUUAAAUAAAUUGAACUCCGAUAUUUGAUAGUCACAUUUGACGCUAAAUAUAUGAGACAUAAAAACGGAUGUUAAAUUUACAACGAUAUCAUUUAAAAUUGCUCGAUUCUUCGCUGGUCGGAGAUUCUUUACAGACAAUACAGAAGUCUAAGAGGCACAUUGUAAAUAUGUCGAAAAGACGUUUCGAAUAUAUUUUCUCGAAUAUUGCCUGAAUCGUUAUUGUUUAACUUUCUAUCGAGAAUUAAACAAUACAAAAAUAGGGCUCUGUAGCAUUAAGUCGAUCGAGCGUUGAUCGAGAGAUGGAAAGAAACAAAUAUUUAUUUACGAAGAAACAAGACAUUUAUGUACAUAAUUAUAUAUAGACUUUUAAAAUAAUCGCCGACAACUAUUAUAUAUGUAUAUAUUUUAAAUGCAAAUAACAUAAGGGCAACAAGAAAAUGCAACAGCAAAAUUAGGGAAAUCGUUCAUUAAUGAAUUUGAUUAUUUUUAAAAAUUAUAAGAAAUUUUCUACUUCUUUGAACAAUUUGAAAUGUUUUUUUCUCUUUCUAUAGUUUAUUUAAUAUUUUAUACUGCUUCUAUAAGAGAGUAUAAUUGUGUUGCAACUUGUAAAAUAUCUAGAUCCUAAGAUUGCGAAUGUAUAUAUGUAUAUGUAUCAUAUAACCAGGUAAACUUUACUUGGCAAUAUAAGACUUGAGUGGAAAUAUCGUUAAAAAUCAUAAAGAUAUUUCUACAAUCAAAUAAAUUGUAUACUUUCAUAAA